CAAUGCGACCAUAAUCAACUGAUCUCAUGGACAUAAACAAAAAAUGUGCUCUGCUCGGUGACGAAGAGCCUGCCGGUGUCACCUUUUGACGUAAAGACGUCAGAGGUGAGAUGAUGCCUUACAAUAAAAGGCGCCCGAAUCCACACGAGUAUCAGAGGACCAGGAGCAGAAGGGAAUAUUACUAGUGUUUUCACUCUCCAAAGACCAACUGAUACUCAGGAUGCACAGGUGUGUCGGUGGAGUUUGUGUGUCUCUCAUUGUGUGCGCGUUUCUGACGGAAACACUCGGGAUGGUGAUCGCGGCAAAAGAGAAGAGAGGAUGGACCCUGAACAGUGCUGGUUAUCUCCUCGGUCCUCGUCGUAUUGAUCACCUUAUACAGAUUAAGGAUACUCCCAGUGCAAGGGGGCGAGAAGAUCUGCUUGGUCAAUAUGCCAUUGAUAGUCACAGGAGCCUUAGCGACAAACACGGACUGGCAGGAAAGAGAGAAAUGCCUUUAGAUGAGGAUUUCAAGACAGGAGCUCUGAGGAUAGCAGAUGAGGAUGUCGUCCAUACCAUCAUUGACUUUCUUUCUUAUCUCAAAUUAAAAGAAAUUGGGGCUCUGGACAGCCUGCCGUCCUCUCUCACAUCAGAAGAGAUUAGUCAGUCCUAACUUUGAGCGAAGUGAGCGCUCACACACCCUGACCUCCUCCACUGUGUCCCGCUGAACUCUUUCUCUCUCUCAGAGGCUGUGUAUUCACACUCAUAACACGCUAAAGCUUCAAUAUGGCCACGUAUUCACAAUCACAAUCAUGGCUGAUGUGGAGAUGGAUUCAAAAAUAAAACUCAUAAAUGGCAUUCCA
Molecule: messenger RNA, 839 nt
Organism: Danio aesculapii
Lineage: Eukaryota; Metazoa; Chordata; Actinopteri; Cypriniformes; Danionidae
Gene: gal
Product: galanin/GMAP prepropeptide
Exons: 7
Coding region: 221-649 (142 amino acids)
Cellular component (GO): extracellular region
Molecular function (GO): hormone activity
Source: RefSeq, a predicted model, not a curated record